Molecule: messenger RNA, 6068 nt
Organism: Salvelinus fontinalis (brook trout)
Lineage: Eukaryota; Metazoa; Chordata; Actinopteri; Salmoniformes; Salmonidae
Product: zinc finger protein 883-like
Exons: 2
Coding region: 247-2202 (651 amino acids)
Biological process (GO): regulation of transcription by RNA polymerase II; central nervous system development
Cellular component (GO): nucleus
Molecular function (GO): DNA-binding transcription factor activity, RNA polymerase II-specific; RNA polymerase II cis-regulatory region sequence-specific DNA binding
Source: RefSeq, a predicted model, not a curated record
GCGUCUUCAACAACAACAGCUAGUCAUCCACCUCGGUAGCUUGCUAGCUAAUAGCCGAAACACUAAAAUUCUUGAGCCACUGUCGGUGUAUAUUAGCCACUGUGUUUUAAACACAUGUCUGUCGUAUAGCUGGUUGCCGCAUUUAAUCUAAUUUUACGUUGCUAGUAGUCAGCUAGCUGACUGGUUAAAUCAGCAGUAGCACUAGGCUAAUCAUUAAUGCUAACCAGCUAACGUUAGCUAGCUACCAUGAGUUCACUAAACUACUCCACCCCUGCUAAAGAAGAAGAGGUCUGCUGGACGGAGAAAGAAUUUCUCGUGAAAGAGGAGACGGAAGAAGAGGCUGUUACAAUAAAACAAGAAGUAGAGGAUGAUGCUGUUACAGUGAAAGAAGAAGCUUACAGCCUGAAGGAGGAGAAAGAGCAGGAUGCAGUGUUUGGAGUGAAAGAGGAGGGGCAGUUGGCGGUCACAGUGAAAGAAGUGUUUGGAGUGAAAGAGGAAGGGGAGUUGGCGGUCACAGUGGAAGAAGUGUUUGGAGUGAAAGAGGAGGGGGAGUUGGCGGUCACAGUGGAAGAAGUGUUUGGAGUGAAAGAGGAAGGGGAGUUGGCGGUCACAGUGGAAGAAGUGUUUGGAGUGAAAGAGGAGGGGGAGUUGGCGGUCACAGUGGAAGAAAUGUUUGGAGUGAAGGAGGAGGGGGAGUUGGCGGUCACAGUGGAAGAAGUGUUUGGAGUGAAGGAGGAGGGGGAGUUGGCGGUCAAAGUGGAAGAAGUGUUUGGAGUGAAGGAGGAAGGGGAGAUUACUGUCACAUUGGAUGAGGAAGAGGGAGAAUUAGAGAAGACUGGAAAUCUGAUUAACACCAGAGAGAGACCAGACUCUCAUUCUGACAGUGGGAAGACUCCUUCAGGCGAUUUAGAGCCAGAGAUGUCCAAACCAGCGAGACAACACCACUGCUCUCAGUGUGGAAAGACAUAUACCAGGUUAUGGAACCUGAAAAGGCAUGAGAGAACACACACAGGAGAACAUCCUUUCAAAUGCUGCCAGUGUGGAAUGUGUUUUACCCGGUUAGGGUACCUUAAAGACCAUAAGAGAACACACACAGGAGAGAAGCCUUACCACUGCUCUCAGUGUGGGAAGAGUUGCACCCAGUUAGGGAAUUUGAGAACGCAUGAGAGAAUACACACAGGAGAGAAGCUUAACCAAUGCACUAAAUGUAGAAAGCGAUUUUCCUCUUCCGAAUACCUGAAAAUGCAUAAGACAAUACAUUCAGGCGAGACACUUUAUAACUGUUCUCAGUGUGCAAAGAGUUUUACCCGAUUAGGGUCCCUGAAACGACAUGAGAGAACACACACAGGGAAAAAGUCUUUCCACUGCUCCCUGUGUGGAAAGUGUUUUACUGAGUUAGGUAACCUGAAAAAACAUGAGAGGACACACUCAGGAGAAAAGUCGAGUUUUUCCUCAUUGGAUUAUCUGAAAAAACAUAAAAUAAUUCACUCUGGAGUACCACCUUACCAGUGCUCAGACUGUGGGAAGAGAUUUAGCCGAUUAAACCACCUGAGACGGCAUGGGAGAACACACUCAGGAGAGAAGCCCUAUCAAUGCUCCCAGUGUGGAAAGAGUUUUACCCAAGUUGCACACUUGAAAUACCAUAAAAGAACACACACGGGAGAAAAACCUUACCAUUGCUCCCAGUGUGGAAAGAAUUUCACCAUGUCAUGUAACCUGAAAAAACAUGAGAGAAUACACUCAGGAGACAAGCCCUAUCAAUGCUCUCAGUGUGGAAAAACGUUUACCCAGCUAGGGGACAUGAAAAAACAUAAGAGAAUACACACAGGAGAAAAACCCUACCACUGCUCACACUGUGAAAAGAGAUUUACCUCAUCAGGGGACCUGAAAAAGCAUAAGAGGACACACACAGGAGAAAAACCUUACCAUUGCUCCCAGUGUGGAAAGAGUUUCUCAGAGUCAAGUAACAUGAAACAACAUGAGAGAAUACACUCAGGAGAGAAGCCCUACCACUGUUCCCACUGUGAAAAGAGUUUUACCUCAUCUGGGACCUUGAAAUAUCAUGAGCUAACACACUCUGCAAUGAAGCGUUUCCAGGGUGCUCAUUGUGAAAGGAGUUUUAAGAAGUUAGGGAAGCUGAAGCAGCAUAAGAAAAUACACACUAGGGAGCAGCCUUUUGGAACUGCUCCCACUGUGGAAUGACAUGUACCUGGUUAAGGCAACUGAAAUUACAUGAAAGAAUCCACACCGGAGAGAAACCUUACCAAUGCUUCCAGUGUGGAAAGAUAUUUACCCAGUUAGGGAAAGACCAUGAGGUAACACACACAAGGGAGAUUCCUUACCACUGCUCAUAUUGUGGAAACAAAUUCUUCACAUCACAUGGACACAAAGUGCAUCAGGGUGCACACAUACGGCUCCCACACUCUGCUCACAACAUUGACACAGAUACAAUGGCACUUGUAGGGGCGGCAUCGUAGCCUAGUGGUUCGAGCGUUGGACUAGUAACCGAAAGGUUGCAAGUUCGAAUCCCUGAGCUGACAAGGUACAAAUCUAUCGUUCUGCCCCUGAAACAAGGCAGUUAACCCACUGUUCCUAGGCUGUCAUUGAAAGUAAGAAUUUGUUCUUUUAACUGACUUGCCUAGUUAAAUAAAGGUAAAACAUUUUUUUUAAAGAACUGCCCGUACACUGACAGACACCAUAAUGAGACUGAUACAAUGUUGCGAUCUCUAUGAGACAGAGUCUGAGGAAGUGGAUAUAAUCUCCUUAUCAGUAAAAUGAACAAACUUGUAAAAUAUUGAUGACUAUAAAAGACCAGAUCUUUGGAGUAGUUAGAAGGGCGGAGCUGGCUACUGUACCGGGAGACAUUUUGGGUCUUAAAAGGGAGGAGCUGGCUACUGUACCGGGAGACAUUUUGGGUCUUAGAAGGUGUCUCAGCUUCUGGGAGGAUCUGGCUAUUGUACCGGGAGCCAUUUUUAAUAUUUUUUGGCAAAGACAUACACACUCAUGGUAAGCAUUUUUAUGACUCUAGGUGAGUAGAAAAAUAUUUUCUGCCAUGUCAGUGUCUGGAGUAAUAUUCACCGUUCUUUCUGCCAUGUCAGUGUCUGGAAUAAUAUUCACCAUUCUUUCUGCCAUGUCAGUGUCUGGAAUAAUAUUCACCAUUCUUUCUGCCAUGUCAGUGUCUGGAAUAAUAUUCACCAUUCUUUCUGCCAUGUCAGUGUCUGGAAUAAUAUUCACCAUUCUUUCUGCCAUGUCAGUGUCUGGAAUAAUAUUCACCAUUCUUUCUGCCAUGUCAGUGUCUGGAAUAAUAUUCACCAUUCUUUCUGCCAUGUCAGUGUCUGGAAUAAUAUUCACCAUUCUUUCUGCCAUGUCAGUGUCUGGAAUAAUAUUCACCAUUCUUUCUGCCAUGUCAGUGUCUGGAAUAAUAUUCACCAUUCUUUCUGCCAUGUCAGUGUCUGGAAUAAUAUUCACCAUUCUUUCUGCCAUGUCAGUGUCUGGAAUAAUAUUCACCAUUCUUUCUGCCAUGUCAGUGUCUGGAAUAAUAUUCACCAUUCUUUCUGCCAUGUCAGUGUCUGGAAUAAUAUUCACCAUUCUUUCUGCCAUGUCAGUGUCUGGAAUAAUAUUCACCAUUCUUUCUGCCAUGUCAGUGUCUGGAAUAAUAUUCACCAUUCUUUCUGCCAUGUCAGUGUCUGGAAUAAUAUUCACCAUUCUUUCUGCCAUGUCAGUGUCUGGAAUAAUAUUCACCAUUCUUUCUGCCAUGUCAGUGUCUGGAAUAAUAUUCACCAUUCUUUCUGCCAUGUCAGUGUCUGGAAUAAUAUUCACCAUUCUUUCUGCCAUGUCAGUGUCUGGAAUAAUAUUCACCAUUCUUUCUGCCAUGUCAAUGUCUGGAAUAAUAUUCACCAUUAUUUCUGCCAUGAGUCAUUUAUAAGCAGUGGUGUACAGUACUUAAGUAAAAAUACUUGAAGUACUACUUUAGUCGUAUUUGGGGGGUAUCUGUACUUUUACUUCACUACAUUCCUAAAGAAAAGAAUGUACUUUUUACUCCAUACAUUUUCCCUGACACCCAAAAGUACUUGUUAAAUUUUGAAUGCUCAGCUGGACAGGAAAAUAUUGUAAUUCACACACUUAUCAAGAGAACAUCCCUGGUCAUCCCUACUACCUCUGAUCUGGUGGACUCACUAAACACACGCUUCAUUUGUAAAUGCUGUCUGAGUGUAAAUUUAAGAAACAAUAAAAUCGUGCCGUCCGGUUUGCUUAAUAUAAGGAAUUUGAAAUGAUUUAUACUUUAACUUUUGAUAGUUAAGUAUAUUUUGGCAAUUACAUUUACUGUUGACACUUCAGUAUAUUUUAAAACCAAAUACUUUUACUCAAGUAGAAUUUCACUGGGUGACUUUCGCUUGAGUAAUUUUCUAUGAAAGUGUCUUUUACUUUUACUCUAGUAUAACAAUUGGGUACUUUUUCCAACACUGUUUGAGUCAUAUUCUUAAAAAAAAAAAAAGACAAUAUCAGCACACUGUUAAACACUAAUUUGCCAUUGAUGAACAAUAACCUACUCACCAGUUAUUGCAGGUCAAUUUUUCAGGAUCCAAUCUGUCUUUUUUUUUCUCUACCUAUCUUCUUCUCCACGUUUAGCUUUGAAACCUACAAUUGUUCAAAUGAAAUAAGUUCAAUGUGUCAAAUAAUUCUCCAAAGUCAUAAUGACACAGCCAGAUAUUUAAAUGUGAGUUGGGUCUGAAGAUGACUUGGGCUUAGCUGUACAACGCUACAAAUAAUACAAACAUAUACAUACUGUACCGCAGCCAUCGACCAACAGAACGGACAUUCCCAUCUGAAACAGUACUGUACCACAGCCAUCAACCAACAGAACGGACAUUCCCAUCUGAAACAGGACUGUACCACAGCCAUCGACCAACAGAACGGACAUUCCCAUCUGAAACAGGACUGUACCAUAGCCAUCGACCAACAGAACGGACAUUCCCAUCUGAAACAGGACUGUACCACAGCCAUCGACAAACAGAACGGACAUUCCCAUCUGAAACAGGACUGUACCACAGCCAUCGACCAACAGAACGGACAUUCCCAUCUGAAACAGGACUGUACCACAGCCAUCGACCAACAGAACGGACAUUCCCAUCUGAAACAGUACUGUACCACAGCCAUCGACCAACAGAACGGACAUUCCCAUCUGAAACAGGACUGUACCACAGCCAUCGACAAACAGAACGGACAUUCCCAUCUGAAACAGGACUGUACCACAGCCAUCGACCAACAGAACGGACAUUCCCAUCUGAAACAGGACUGUACCACAGCCAUCGACAAACAGAACGGACAUUCCCAUCUGAAACAGGACUGUACCACAGCCAUCGACCAACAGAACGGACAUUCCCAUCUGAAACAGGACUGUACCACAGCCAUCGACAAACAGAACGGACAUUCCCAUCUGAAACAGGACUGUACCACAGCCAUCGACAAACAGAACGGACAUUCCCAUCUGAAACAGGACUGUACCACAGCCAUCGACCAACAGAACGGACAUUCCCAUCUGAAAGUGUUGGUUUGGGUGAACAGCAACAAGCCUCUUUUCACAUGUACAGUGCCUUCAGAAAGUAUUCACACCCCUUGACUUUUUUCACAUUUUGUUGUGUUACAGCCUGAAUUUUAAAUGGUUUAAAUGUACUUUUUUUGUGUGUCUCUGGCACACAAUAUCCCAUAAUGUCAAGGUGGAAUAAUGUUUUUUGACAUUUUUACAAAUUGAUUUAAUAAUUAAAAGCUUAAAAAUCUUGAAUCAAUAAGUAUUCAAUCCCUUUGUUAUGGCAAGCCUAAAUUAGUUCACGAGUAGAAAUGUGCUUAAAAGUCACAUAAGUUGCAUGGACUCUGUGUGCAGUAAGAGUGUUUAUCAUGAUUUUUGAAUGACUGCCUCAUCUCUGUACCCUACACAUACAAUUAUCAGUAAGGUCCCUCAGUCGAACAGUGAAUUUCAAACAUAGAUUCAACCACAAAGAUCUGUGAGGUUUUCCAAUUCAUCACAAAGAAGGUAGAUGGGUAAAAAUAAUAAAAUCAGACAUUGAAUA